CUCCUCGUCCCGCCGCCAACUUAUCAAACCGGACCCUCCCCCCCACUCCCCCCCACCACCACCUCAGCCAUGUUACGGAACCCCUGGAUGGCCGGCUACCUGAGCCAGGUCGGGUACUGCGGGACAGGCUUCGGGGUUGAAGCUCCGGUCAAACCCGGAAGCCCGAGGCUCACGCACAAGAGGGCUCUGAGCCUCCAUAAAGAGUUUUCAUUUGAAGAGAAGGACGAAUCGGCUCAGAGCAACAAGGACAUUGAUGACAAUAUUUUGGCUGUCCUACCAAAAGUUUCAGAGUUGAAGAAACGGUUCGAAGGUGUCGUGUCCUGCGAUUUGGAGAUGAACAGGAAGGAGAGGAUCGCUCGCCGUCUGGAGGGGAUCGAGAGCGAGGUCCCGCCCGCCCUGUUGCCGGGCUGCGCGGUGGCCAAUCGGCUGCUGGAGGAGGACACGCCGCGCUACACCCGCGCCUCUGACCCCUGUGACCCCUGCAUCGUGGUCAGACGGUUCAGCAGGGAGGAUUUGGAGGCUCCGGAGCCCUCGGGUUCCGAGCGGCAGUCCAGAGCGCGGAGCCGGGCGGAGCCUCCGCCGGGGCGCGGGGACGCGGGGUCCGCCCCGGGGCCUGUUUCGGGGCCCCCCGGCCCCCAGGGCCUGGACUCCAAGGCGGAGCGGAUCGCGCGGUACAAGGCCGAGCGGCGGCGGCAGCUGGCGGAGCGCUACGGCCUCUCGCUGGAGCAGGAGCCGGAGGCGGAGCCUCCCGCCCGCUACGCCCGCCUCCGCAAGGAGGCCGACGCCCCCGAGAGGCGGAGCCAGGCGGAGCGCCGUCGCAGCCGGGAGCUCCUGGAGGAGGGGGGCGGGGCCGAGCGGGUCUCCCUGGGCGUGGGGCAGGCCGUCAUCCCCGCCAACGCGGACCCCGCCGGCCACGCCCGGGAGCGGGAGAGGGCGCUGAACGCCGAGAACUUCCGGCGGGUGCAGGACCGGGUGGCCCGGGCCAGCGCCCGCGAACACUCCAGCUACAUGGAGGUGGCCACCCCGCCGCCCAAGGGCCCCGCCCCCGGCCCCGCCCCCGCCCGAGACCCCGCCCCCGUCACCGGUGUGCCCAGCUCCCCCAGAGCCGCCCGCCGCUCCUCCCUCCCCUCCCCCCGCUACGGCGUCUCCCCGGGGGACCUGUUCAUCGAGCAGCAGGCCCAGAACAUCCUCAGCAGGCAGGGUAUCCGAGCGAGAGAGAGGCCGGCGAAAGAGGACCUGGCACCGGGACCCCAGCAGGUGCCGGAGCCCCCCUCUUCCAGGAGGCACCCCCAGGUUUGGGCUCCCUACAUGGGGAGCUCCGCCCCCCUAAACGUGGCGUCCCCCCCCCGACCCGGGGCCACAGGCCCCCAUCGGCCCGGCCCCCGCCGCCAGACCCGCGCCAGCGGGGCUCACGACGGCGGUACGAGAGAUAGAGCCGCCCAAAAGGAGGAGGAGCCUGGACCCCGCCCACUCCCGCGACCGCGCCCGCAGGCAGACGGAGGGCGUGGUGGUGAUCCGCCAGAGCGACUUCCCCGCCCCGGCCGGGCCCGCGGCGACGACCCGCGAAAUCGAGCGCCCCAGGUGGAGGCGGAGCAUGGACCCCACUCGUUACCACACCCACGCCCAAGACCACACCCACGGCCACCUGAGCAACCCAAAUGGAGGCGGAGCAUGGACCCCGCCCAUGGCCACGCCCACGGUCACGCCCACGGCGUCCUGCGAGAGGGGGGGGGCGAGCUCCGCGAGAGAGACCUCUCGGUGCUGGCCGAGCCGGCGACGGAGCAGGAGGCGGAGCCACCCGACCCGAGUCGCCACACCGACCCAGACCACGGGGAGGGCGGGGUCCGCGCCGAGGGCCUGCUGAAGAGCCGGAAGGCGGUGCUCCCCUCGGAGGUGCGCCGCAGGGAGAGGAGCGUGGACGACGUCCACCGCGGCCGCCACAGCGCCCCCCCCAGGGACGGGCCGGGGGCGGGGCGGCGCCGGGGUCCCGACGGCGAGGAGGAUCCGCCCGAGCCCCCGGUCCGCCUCCGCAGGGCGACGGUCUCGCCCGUGGCCCGGAGCGAGGGCGGCGGCGAGGGCGGCGGCGGCGGCGAGCUGUCGCCGGGGCGACACAAGAUCCGCACGCGCUCCAUGUCGGACAUCGGCGUGGUGCGGCGCUCGGCGGUGUUCCGCAGCCUGGAGCGGGCCGCCAGCAGGGAGAGGCUGCAGCCGCCGCCGGGCCGCGAGCCGGGCCUGGCCAACGGCGACGUCGCCGUCGCCGACAUCGGCACCCUGGACACCCGCGUCUCCGUCGCCCAGCUGCGCCACUCCUACCUGGAGAGCGCCAACAGGAAGCCCGAGCUGGAGGUGAGGGGCGAGCCGGCCGGCUUGGAUGGGGAGCCGGGCGGGAGGGGGGAGUGGGAGAGGAGCUCCCGUAGGCCCAGGAUGUACAUCACCCCCGGCGACGAUCGAAAGACCUGUGAGAGGUUCAGGACUCAGCCAAUCACGUCCGCCGAGCGCCUGGAGACGGAUAGGUCCUGUCUGAGCCCGUCGGACCUGCAGAGCACGGAAGCAGAUGAAGAGAAGCUGGAUGAGAGGGCCAAGCUGAGCGUGGCGGCCAAGAGGUCCCUCUUUCGGGAGCUGGAGAGGAGCACAGAUGGGGGGGUCCCCAAACCCCGCUCCAGAAACGCGGCGGUGGAGAGGCGGCUGAGGCGGGUUCAGGACCGCUCCCACACGCAGCCCGUCACCACACAGGAAGUGGUCAUCGCCGCCACUGCCCCCCCCACCCCGUCCUCACCCCCCACCUCAGCCCGCGUCCCCAGUCCCACAGUAACCAGCAGCGCAGUGACACACUUCAGUCUGCAGGCCUCGUCCCAGAAGGGGUCGGUGGCCCGAGAGUCCUCCCUGGGGAAGGAGGCGGAGGAGACGCGCUCCCUGGGGGCGGGGCCUAGCGAGCAGGGCCCGGAGGAGCCCGACCUCUCCACCCUCAGCCUGGCGGAGAAGAUGGCGCUCUUCAACCGCCUCUCGCAGCCGGCGCCAGGGCGGGGCCAGGACGGCGCCAGGCCCGACGCCCGCCACCGCAGAUCCCACGCCCGCUUCCAGACCCAGCCAAUCACGCUGGGAGAGGUGGAGCAGGACGUAGCCCCAGCAGAGCCUGUAGCCCCAGCAGAGCCCGUAGCCCCAGCAGAGCCCGUCCCAUUGGCUAACGGCCCCGUAGCCCAGCCGCAGAGAGACGUUAACAGUGAGAAACUGCAGAACGCAGGCGGGGUUAAGAUGGGGGCGCUGUCCGCCUCCGUGGUCCGAUCCGCCACGACCGGCACGGUCUCUACUGCCCACGCUGGCGAGAUCCACCUGGGCAGGUCCACCGCCGUCGUGUGCCCCCCCCAGCCCCCCAGCCGAGGGAAACGUGACAGAGCUGUCGCCAGGCAACAGGGUCUGAUUGACAUUAGCAUGACGAGCACCGUUGUCGCCGAGCCCCGCCCCCAGCCUCUCACAGAACUCCGCCCCCAGCCACUCUCAGAGCCCCGCCCCCAGCCUCUCACAGAACUCCGCCCCCAGCCUCUCACAGAACUCCGCCCCCAGCCUCUCACAGAACUCCGUCCCCAGCCUCUCACAGAACUCCGCCCCCAGCCACUCUUAGAGCCCCGCCCCCAGCCUCUCACAGAACUCCGCCCCCAGCCACUCUCAGAGCCCCGCCCCCAGCCUCUCACAGAACUCCGCCCCCAGCCACUCUUAGAGCCCUGCCCCCAGCCUCUCUCAGAAGCCACAGCAAGGGAGGAGGAGGAGAGAAAAAGAUGGAAGGAGGAAAGAAGAAAGAGGAGGGAGGAAGAGGAAAGGCUCCUCCUCUCUCCGGACGGGGAGAGACAGCAGCUCCAGCCCCUCCCCCCAGAGAGGAGCGGGGAGCGGCGUGCGGUGGCUGACCCCCCCUGGAGACGCGAGGGGGAGGGCGGGGCUGACCCCCCCUGGAGGAGGGAGGGGGAGGGGGAGGGCGGGGCUGACCCCCCCUGGAGGAGCGAGGGAGUGGGCGGGGCUGACCCCCCCUGGAGGAGCGAGGGAGUGGGCGGGGCUGACCCCCCCUGGAGGAGCGAGGGAGUGGGCGGGGCUGACCCCCCCUGGAGGAGCGAGGGAGUGGGCGGGGCUGACCCCCCCUGGAGGAGCGAGGGAGUGGGCGUGGCCUACCAGCACCGGCAGGAGCAGAGGAGCUACCUGAGGGAGCUGCACCAGGCCGACGGCGUCUUCAGGGCCAAGCCGGGCAUUGUGGAGCUGCCUGAGCCCACUGCCUCAGCGACGUCCCGGAGUCUCUCCCUGGCUCCGCACGCCAUGCCGCAGCCCCGGAACAGCAGCGGUGACCACGGCGACGGCGACCGCGGCGACGGCGAGCACCCCGAGCCGCCCGCCGCCCCGGACCCCGCCGACGACACGUCCGUCUGCCAGAUGUCCAUCAAAGAACGGCUGGCUCUGCUGAGGAAGAGUGGGGAGGAAGAUUGGAAGAACAGGAUCAACAGGAAACAGGAAGUGGUGAAGGCAGCCUCCACGGAGGGUCAGGCCCCGCUGUGGGAGGUGGAGCAGAGCGUAGUGCGGAAGGAGGAAGCGGUGGUAAUCCGUCAACAUGCGGUGUCUGAGCAGUUCUGGGAACCUGUCUUUGCUUCCACUUACUCUCCUGCUGCUGUUCCCAUUGGUGGUAAAUGUCAGUAUGUUGACCCCUAUAGCCAGAGGACGAGCGAGGAGACGGAGGCUCAGAUGACCGUGGAGGAGAGGAAGCGGCUGAUCUCCGCGCGGGAGGAGGCGUGGCGGGCCAGGGGUCAGGGCGUGGCCAACGACUCCGGCCAGUUCACCGUGGCCGGGCGCAUGGUCAAGAAAGGUUUGGCGCCCCCCGCAGUCACCAGCCCCGCCCUUUCUCCCGUCCCGUCCAAAACCAAGAGCACCAGCCCCGCUGUCACCAAGCCCCAGGAAGAAAUUGAAGCAAAGCCAGAUCUGAACUUGGAAUCCGACAAGAAGUUGGACAAUUUGGAAUCGUUCCUGGACCGAUUGAACAGUAAAGUGUCUGUGAGUCAGGAGACGACGGUGACGGUGACCGAGAAGGCGGUGAAGGAGGUGAUGAAGCUGGACGACGAAGUCUUCUCCAAGUUCUACCGGCACGCGACGGCCGAGCUCCCCGGGGUCACCGGGAGGGUGGAGAUCGACGACGACUUCGACGCCAUCUUUGGUCCUCAGGCGCCCAAGCUGGUCUCGGCCGUGGUGCAGCACAAGCGGGCCGUGCGCCCGCUCCGGAACGUUCCGUGCUCCCGGAACCCGCUGAAGACCCUGGCGGCCCGGGAGGACAUCCGGCAGGAGUACACCGAGCAGCGGCUCAACGUGGCCGCGCUGGAGUCCAGGAGGAUCAGCACCGAGAAGAUGACCAAGAGCUCAAGCUACUCGGAGGUGGCCCUGGCCGGCCUGGCCAGCAAAGAGAACUUCAGCAGCGUUAGCCUGCGCAGCGUUAGCGUCUCUGAGCAGACCAGCAACAACAGCGCCCUGCCCUACAAGAGCGUCAUGCUCAUGCAGGUCAAAGGCCGGAGGCAUGUCCAGACUAGGCUAGUCGAACCCAGAGCCUCGUCCCUGAACAGCGGAGACAGCUUCCUGCUGGUCACACCGCAGAGCUGCUUCAUCUGGAACGGGGAAUUCGCCAAUGUCAUCGAGAGGGCCAAGGCCUCGGAGCUCGCUGCGUUCAUCCAGACGAAGCGGGAUCUGGGCUGCAAGGCGAGCGAGGUGCAGACCAUCGAGGAGGGGACGGAUGCCGGCAGUCGGGUGGCCGAGGAGUUCUGGAACGUUCUGGGAGGGCAGACCGGCUAUCAGUCGGCGGGAAAGCCAGAGGAGGACGAGCUGUAUGAGAGUGCCGUUGUGGAGACCAACUGCAUCUUCCGCCUGGUGGAGGACAAGCUGGUCCCGGAUGACGACUACUGGGGAAAAGCCCCCCGCAUCGUCCUCCUGGACUCCAAAGAGGUCCUGGUGUUUGACUUUGGCAGCGAGGUGUACGUCUGGCACGGGAAGGACGUGACCCUGGCGCAGAGGAAGGUGGCCUUCCAGCUGGCCAAGCACCUGUGGAACGGCACCUUCGACUACACCAACUGCGACAUCAACCCGCUGGACCCGGGGGAGUGCAACCCGCUCAUACCCAGGAAGGGUCAGGGCCGUCCCGACUGGGCCAUUUUUGGGCGGCUGACGGAGCACAACGAGACCACCCUGUUCAAGGAGAAGUUCCUGGACUGGGCCGAGAAGACGACGAGGUUGUCGCCGAAGAACGACAACGAGCAAGUGUGUGAGCAGAGGGAGCAGCCGAGGGGUCCGGACUGCCAGCCCUACAACGCCACGCUGAUGCUGCCGGUGCUGCUGACGCCGGUGGGCAUGGUGCUGGACGGCGUGGACGUGGGGCGAGGCUACGGCCGGGUGGAGGGGCCGGACCGCCGGCAGCUGGAGAUCGCCACGCUGUCGGUGGACGUCUGGCACAUCCUGGAGUUCGACUACAGCCGGCUGCCCAAGCAGAGCAUCGGCCAGUUCCACGAGGGCGACACCUACGUGGUCAAGUGGAGGCACAUGGUUAGCGCAGCAGUGGGGAAGAGGCAGAACCCGGAGCAGGUGCGCACUGUGGCGGCUGGGCGGGAGAGGUGCGCUUAUUUCUUCUGGCAGGGCCGCAACUCCACGGUGAGCGAGAAGGGCACCUCCGCCCUGAUGACCGUGGAGCUGGACGAGGAGCGGGGAGCGCAGGUCCAGGUGCAGCAGGGGAAGGAACCCCCCUGCUUCCUGCAGUGCUUUAACGGGGGGAUGAUCGUGCACUCGGGAAAACGGGAGGAGGAAGAGGAGAACACGCAGAACGAGUGGCGGCUGUACUGUGUGCGGGGGGAGACUCCGCAGGAGGGCCACCUGCUGGAGGUGGCGUGUCACUGCAGCAGCCUGCGGUCACGCGGCUCCAUGAUCCUGCUGAGCGUGACGCACGCGGUCAUCUACCUGUGGCACGGCUGCAAGACGCAGGAGCACACGCGCACCGUGGGCCGCACGGCAGCCAAUAAGAUCAAAGAGCAGUGUCCACUGGAGGCGGGGCUUCACAGCAGCAGCAAAGUAACCAUUCACGAAUGUGACGAGGGGGCGGAGCCUGUGGGCUUCUGGGAGGCCCUGGGGAGGAGGGACCGCAAGGCCUACGACUGCAUGCUGCAAGAUCCGGGGAAGUUCAACUUCACUCCGAGGUUGUUCCAGCUCUCCAGCUCCUCGGGGGAGUUUGUUGCCGUGGAGUACUUUUGCCCGUCCCGAGUCCCUGAGCUGGUCAACUCCCUGCCCUUCCUGCAGGAGGACCUGUACAUGGCGCCCCAGCCAGCCCUGUUCCUGGUGGACAACCUCCACGAGGCGUACCUGUGGCAGGGCUGGUGGCCUCAGGACGACGAGGCUCCCGGCUCCGCCCGCAUCCGCUGGGACUCGGACAGGAAGUGCGCCAUGGAAACCGUGCUGCAGUACUGCAGAGAGAAGAGCGAGACGAAGCCGCAGAAGUCGUACCUGAUCCACGCCGGGCUGGAGCCGCUCACCUUCACCAACAUGUUCCCCUGCUGGGAGCACCGGGAGGACGUGGCCGAGAUCACCGAGAGGGAGGCGGAGGUGUGUAACCAGAUCAUCCUGGUUGAGGACGUCCUGGCCAGGCUGUGCCAGAACAUCUACCCCCUGAACAAGCUGCUGGCGCGCCCCCUCCCUGAGGGGGUGGAUCCCCUGCACCUGGAGCUCUACCUGUCGGAUGAGGACUUUGAGAAGGCGCUGGACAUGACGAGAGAGGAGUACGCUGGUCUCCCGGGCUGGAAGCAGGUCAACGUGAAGAAGGCCAAGGGACUGUUCUGAUUGGGACUCGACUGAGUUUGGGGGGAAGACCGUCGCCGUGACGACGGUCGCCGUGAGGCGUGGAAUGGGACUGGGCGGUUGCCGG
Anguilla anguilla (European eel) is the source of this 7921-nucleotide messenger RNA. Its product is annotated as supervillin-like. Gene Ontology annotation, cellular component: cytoplasm; actin cytoskeleton. Lineage: Eukaryota; Metazoa; Chordata; Actinopteri; Anguilliformes; Anguillidae. Gene Ontology annotation, molecular function: phosphatidylinositol-4,5-bisphosphate binding; actin filament binding. Bases 88 to 7836 code for a protein of 2582 amino acids. The transcript has 44 exons. The record is from RefSeq and is a predicted model, not a curated record. Gene Ontology annotation, biological process: cytoskeleton organization; actin filament severing; actin polymerization or depolymerization.